Messenger RNA from Eucalyptus grandis, 1133 nucleotides. Its product is annotated as short-chain dehydrogenase reductase 3b. Gene Ontology annotation, molecular function: oxidoreductase activity. The record is from RefSeq and is a predicted model, not a curated record. NCBI's taxonomy places the organism in Eukaryota, Viridiplantae, Streptophyta, Magnoliopsida, Myrtales, Myrtaceae.
UUGUGCUUUGUCUUUCCUCAAGUUCUAUAUACGAAGAGGCUCCGCAUCUCCCUCAGCACAACUUCAUGGUCCUUUCCUGUACUCGGUUUUCCAUUCUCUCCCUACAGAAAUGACCAGCCACCCUCAAACAAACUUGACGGCAAAGUAGCCAUCAUCACUGGUGGCGCGAGCGGCAUCGGCGAGGAGGCGGCGCGUCAGUUGACAAAUCACGGCGCAUAUGUCGUGAUUGCAGACAUCCAAGACAAAAAGGGCCACGACCUUGUGUUGUCGAUCGGAUCCCACCGGUGCAUUUACAUCCAUUGCGAUGUCACGGAUGAGCAUCAGGUGAAGUCCUUGGUGGAAUCAACUCUUCAAUCAAAUGGUCACCUAGACAUCUUGUUCAGCAAUGCAGGCACAAUGAAUAACAUCAAACAAGAUACUGAGUUUGAUAUACCUGCUUUCGAGAGCCUCUUUGCCGUCAAUGUUCGGGGAAUGGCCGCCUGUGUCAAGCACGGGGCUCGCGCCAUGGUGGCGGGGGGCAUAAAGGGAAGCAUAAUUUGCACGGCGAGCAUCGCAGCCAGCACUGGAAACGAGAGGGUAGACUAUGUGAUGUCUAAGCAUGCCGUGCUGGGUUUGGUGAGGUCGGCAAGCAAGCAACUUGGAGCAUACGGUAUACGCGUGAACUGUGUCUCCCCUGGACCGGUCGCAACACCAUUAAUCCGUGGAGUGUACGGCGUGAGUGAGGAGGAAGGCGAGAGGAUGUUUGAGUCAAGUUCAAGCUUGAAAGGAGUGCUGAAAGCGAAGCAUGUGGCUGAUGCCGUGGUGUUCCUUGCUUCUGAAGAGGCCGAAUUCAUCAACGGCCACAAUCUGGCGGUCGAUGGUGGAUGGGCCGGAAUUUGAUAGGCUAUUCUGAGGAGACUAGAUAUAAAAGUCGCAAACUCUUAACUCGCCCUGGCUUGGUUUGCCGUAGCAAUAUAAAUCCGCAGAAAUAAUGAAAUCAAGCUGAUGCUAUCUUGUUUGUGAAAGGAAUACUUUGCCUUGUUUUUUAAAUUCGGCGACUCGGUUGGUGAUUUGAUUAAAAAGUAUGCGUUGGUGCUUGUUGAAUUCAACCAAAGGAAUAGCCAAAAGUCCUGCUAUGCCAAGAGGCAAUGAAA